GGAAAUAGGAAAUAGAUAGAGUUGUGAUAGUGAAACACCACCAACAAACUUAACCCUUUAAAACCCAUCACCACCACCCACACAAAUUUGUAACACUUCAAACUAAAUAAUAUCAACCAUGUUAGGCUUCACUUCACAGAUUCCCAUUGUUUGGCUACUGCUAUUAUUGCUAUCUACAACAAUAUUUGAAAGGUGCAAUAGUAGCAAUACACAACUUGGGAUUAGUAACUGCAAUGAGAAGGAUCGUUCUGCAUUGCUGCUCUUCAAACUUGGUGUGGAGAAUCAUUCCUCCAACAAGCUUUCCUCUUGGUCCAUUAAUGAAAAAAAUUGUUGUUCAUGGAAAGGAGUUCAAUGUGACAACAUCACAGGUAGAGUUACAACACUUGAUCUACACCAACAAUACUUGGAAGGUGAAAUCAACUUGCAGUCUUUGUUUCAAAUUGAAUUUUUGACCUACUUAGACUUAAGCUUGAAUGGCUUUACAACUCUAAGUAGUUUCAACCAAUCAAAUGAUCAUAAUAAUAAUAAUUUGUCUAAUAUUCAGUACCUAGACUUAUCCUUUAACGAUGAUCUUCACUUGGAUAAUCUUCAUUGGCUUUCCAAAUUUUCUUCACUCAAAUCUCUAAACCUUAGUCAAAUUAAUCUUCAAAACCAAACAAACUGGCUUCAGUCCAUAGAUAUGUUGCAUGUAUCAUUGUUAGAACUGAGAUUAUCAAGUUGUCAUUUGACCGAUAUCUUUGCAUCCGUUAAGCAUGUGAGUUUUACUAAUUCACUUGCAACUCUUGAUCUCUCAGCAAACCAUUUCGAUUCUGAAUUACCUGCUUGGUUGUUUGAACACGGCAACGAUAUGAAUAUCUCCCAUAUUGACCUUAGCUUCAAUUUUUUAAAAGGACAAAUACCAAAGAGCUUGUUAAGUCUUCGAAAACUUGAAACUUUAAGGUUGAGUAACAAUGAACUAAAUGAAUCUAUUCCUGAUUGGUUAGGGCAACAUGAAAAUUUAAAAUACCUUGGUCUAGCUGAGAACAUGUUUCGCGGUUCUAUCCCUUCAUCUCUUGGAAAACUCUCUUCCUUGGUUGACUUAAGUGUUAGCUCCGAUUUUCUGACCGGUAAUAUUCCAACCAGCAUUGGAAAACUCUUUAAUUUGAAGAGUUUGGUCAUUGGAGGAAGUUCCUUGUCAGGUGUUCUAUCUGAAAUACAUUUUUCCAAUCUCUCUAGUUUAGAAACAUUGGUCUUGAGUGCACCGAUUUCAUUUGAUAUGGAUUCUAAAUGGAUUCCUCCAUUUCAAUUGAACGGGAUAAGUUUAAGCAAUACAAUUCUAGGUCCUAAGUUUCCAACAUGGAUAUAUACACAAAGGUCACUAGAAUAUCUUGAGAUUCCUAACUCUAGAGUUUCAUCCAUAGAUGGAGACAUAUUUUGGAGAUUUGUAACUAAUAUUACACACCUUAACUUGUCUAACAACAGCAUGAGUGCAGACUUAUCAAAUGUCACGCUAAACUCGGAACUUCUAUUUAUGGACCACAAUAAUUUCAGAGGAGGGCUCCCACAUAUAUCAGCAAAUGUCAUCUAUUUGGAUUUGUCACACAAUUCUUUCUUUGGAACCAUUUCCCCUAUGUUCUGCCACAGAUUAGGUAGGGAAAAUAGUUUGGAUUAUUUGGACAUUUCAUUCAAUCUUUUAACCGGAGAAAUUCCUGAUUGUUGGGAGUAUUGGAAAGGCUUAUCUUUCCUUUUCAUGGAAAGUAAUAUGCUAACUGGUGAAGUUCCUCCAUCCAUGGACUUGUUUAUCGAUCUCAUAAUACUGGAUUUGCAUAACAACAGCUUGUCUGGUAAUUUUUCAUUGGACCUAUCUAACAUAACAAAUUUGCAAUUCAUUAAUAUUGGAGAAAACAAUUUCUCUGGAACCGUACCAGUGAAGAUGCCACGUAGUAUGGAGGUGAUGAUAUUGAGAUCAAACCAGUUUGAAGGUAACAUUCCACCACAACUGUGCAAUUUCUCAUCACUGAUACAAUUGGAUCUUUCCCACAAUAAACUUUCAGGGUCUAUUCCCAAAUGCAUAAGUAACAUCACUGGCAUGGGUGGAGCAAAGAAAACGAGUCAUUAUCCAUUUGAGUUCAAAUUGUAUACAAAAGGGCGAGACUUAGAGUAUUAUGACUAUGGACUGUUGAGAACUCUUGACCUUUCAGCUAACAACUUAUCAGGUGAAAUCCCCUCACAAGUUUUCAAUCUAGUUCAACUCAAGUCAUUGAACUUGUCUCGAAAUCAUUUCACAGGAAAGAUACCAAGAGACAUCGGAGACAUGAAAAACUUGGAAUCUCUUGAUCUAUCCGACAAUAAACUUGUUGGAGGAAUUCCUGUUACCACAUCAACUUUGUCCUUCUUGAGUUUCUUGAAUCUGUCAAACAAUUACCUUGUUGGGCAAAUCCCAGUUGGGACUCAACUUCAAAGUUUUGAUGCUUCCUACUAUGUUGGGAAUCCUGGACUUUGUGGAGCUCCUCUACCAAUAUGUGAUCAUGGGUCAUACCUACAUGGAGGACACAAUGAUAUUGAUAAUGAUGAGAAUUCUUUUACACAAUCACUCUACUUUGGGUUGGGUGUUGGAUUUGCAGUGGGUUUCUGGUGUAUUUGUGGUCCUCUAUUCCUCAACAGCGCUUGGAGGCACACUUAUUUUCGGUUCCUUAAUAAUGUGUUUGUGGUUGUGGGAUUUUCCAACUGAGGUCCAAGACAGAGUGCAUCCAUAAUUUGCUGAAAAGAUAGGAAGAAAGUUAAAUGACACUAAAAUUUAGGGUAGACCAGAAUCAAAAUAGAAGAAGCAGAUUGAAUAGGACCUUCCUCAAGUGGUUGCUGCAUUUAUUUACGUUAUGUAUUGCUUGCUAUAUUAUGUAAUCAAUAUGAUUAUGAUGAUAUACGUAUUUUUACACAAAAGUCUAGAAAUGUAAUGCGACAGUAGCAAGAUUAACACAUAAUUGAAGUGCUUCAUUUCAUUUCA
Medicago truncatula (barrel medic) is the source of this 2983-nucleotide messenger RNA. Its product is annotated as receptor-like protein EIX1. The transcript has 2 exons. The record is from RefSeq and is a predicted model, not a curated record. Bases 119 to 2710 code for a protein of 863 amino acids. Gene Ontology annotation, molecular function: protein binding. NCBI's taxonomy places the organism in Eukaryota, Viridiplantae, Streptophyta, Magnoliopsida, Fabales, Fabaceae.